UUUCAAUCAUAUCAUUAUUUUUCAUUGUUGGUUUAUAAAUAAGCCUGAAAAUCAAGUUCAAGUUGAAGAAUUAAAAAAAAUGGAGAUAAUUGCGAAUAAUAAGCGAUGGUCGCUCCAAGGAAUGACAGCCCUUGUUACGGGUGGUACAAAAGGCAUCGGGCAUGCUAUUGUUGAGGAACUAGUAGGACUAGGAGCAAUAUUGCAUACAUGUGCUAGAAACGAAGCCGAACUUGAUGCUUGCAUGCUAGCUUGGAAAGCUAAAGGGUUGCCUAUUACUGGCUCCAUUUGUGAUGUUUCGUCUCGACCUCAAAGAGAGAAGUUAAUGGAUACACUCAAAUCUAUCUUUAAUGGAAAAUUAGAUAUACUUGUGAACAAUGCAGGUGGUGCUACAAAAGCCGAAACCGUGGAUGCAACGCCGGAAUAUUACUCGUUGUUAAUGGCCACAAAUUUUGAGUCAGUAUAUCAUCUAUCUCAACUCGCAUAUCCACUGUUCAAGGCCUCAGGACAAGGCAACAUCGUCUUUAUUUCAUCUGUGGCUAGUAUCGUGGCAGUUGAUGUUGGAUCUGUUUAUGGGCCAGCAAAAGGAGCAAUGAACCAACUGGCAAAGAAUUUGGCAUGUGAGUGGGCAAAAGAUAAUAUCCGGGUUAAUUCUGUUGCUCCCGGAGUAAUUUGGUCUUCUAUGACCGAGGGACUUAAGAAUUACAAGGAGUAUAAGGAGGCUGUCGAGUCACGAAUUGCUCUUGGACGUAUUGGGAACUCGGAUGAAAUUUCAGCUGUAGUUGCGUUUUUAUGUCUACCAGCAGCUUCUUAUAUAACUGGACAAACUAUAACCGUCGAUGGAGGUUUUACUAUUAAUGCCUUCAUACCACUUCCGCUUAAUGAGAAGGCCAAGGAAAAUAAUUGAAGUUGCCUUGGGCGUUGUUUUAUGUUUGAAAGGCUCGACAUUAAUACACCACAUCAACAAUAUUAUUGUAAUAAAAAUUUAAAAAAAGGACUAUGCUUGAGUAACGCCUUUUGUUGUUGUAAUAAUGAACGACGUAGUUGUUAAUUUGUCAUAAACACUUGAAUCUAUUUGCAAUUAUAAGCUGCUAAAUCUUCAACGUUGGGUCAA
Molecule: messenger RNA, 1111 nt
Organism: Spinacia oleracea (spinach)
Lineage: Eukaryota; Viridiplantae; Streptophyta; Magnoliopsida; Caryophyllales; Amaranthaceae
Product: tropinone reductase homolog At5g06060
Exons: 5
Coding region: 80-904 (274 amino acids)
Molecular function (GO): oxidoreductase activity
Source: RefSeq, a predicted model, not a curated record